Molecule: messenger RNA, 855 nt
Organism: Aphanomyces invadans
Lineage: Eukaryota; Oomycota; Saprolegniomycetes; Saprolegniales; Verrucalvaceae
Exons: 1
Coding region: 60-821 (253 amino acids)
Source: RefSeq, a predicted model, not a curated record
GGUAGUGUGGUGGUGCUAGCGGAUGCGAAACUUGACAUCGUGGGGACUAGACGACGCGGAUGGCACCCCCGCGGCGGCCGCGUCGCAUGGCGCAUGAAAAGAAAUCACCACCGUCUGCGCCGUCGAACGACGCCAUGGAUUGCCUGGAAUGCGAAGUCCGAGCGUUGACGCGGACCACGGCCCAGCUGGAAGGCCAAGUCGAGACGCUUCGCGCGACGCUGCUUCGGUUUCCCCAGUGGCGGUCCGACACCGCGACCCGACUGUGCAAAGAGUACUGGUUGAUGUUUCGCCAAGGCUACGCGAUCCACGACCCACUCCUUGCCGCCAAGCAAACCGCCAUGUGCCACGCCGUCAUGUGCCAGGAUGUGGCGGUUUGGAACCACGGCGUCGGUCCCACUGGCAUCCUCACGCAGUGGAAGCGAUGGGUGUCGUUGUUCCAUAACAUCCACCGCGAUUUACACUCGAUCGACGUUGUGCACUGCGAACCGACAUGCAUCGUUCGCACACACGGCACGAUCCACCUCCACGUGUCGCGGAGCACGAUCGAGCAACUCUUCCCUCACAUCCUCGCCAACGAAGCCCUCGUCCAGCAAGUCAUCGGGAUCGUGCUAGCCGCGCCGUUGCAAGUCGACUACAUCAUGGACACGUCAUGCCAUCGGAUACAGGUCGUCACGGGCCACAUCGACCUGACCCAAGCGUUCCAUGCUGUACUGGGCAGUCUCACGGUCACAAACACGAUCCUCGCCCAUAGCCGCGUCCAGUCCUCUGGAGAGAUUCCUGCCAUGGCCCGAUUAGAGACCAGCCGUCCCGCUACUGAAUAAAACGAUUUAUCACAAUGGAGCAUGUGUUCCCCAA